Messenger RNA from Prorocentrum cordatum, 798 nucleotides. NCBI's taxonomy places the organism in Eukaryota, Dinophyceae, Prorocentrales, Prorocentraceae. The record is from the annotation of a GenBank genome assembly.
AUGAUCUUCCUGUGGACGUCCUACGACGUGGAGCAGACGCUGCUGCCCCUGAGCAAGUUCAUGGAGGGCGACGCCGAGCAGGCCCGCGAGAGGCUCGCCAGCACAGUGGUCAUCGACGAAGUCGACGCCCACAGGGCAGUCAUGCUCGGGCUCGACAGCGUCAAAGACGACGAAGACGGGUACCAGCUCGAGGACCUCUGCCGCCGCAUGACGGAGCACGCCGAGAGGCUGGAACAGCUGGGCCGGGAGCGCAAGGCCCUGGGAUGCCCCACGUGCGGCGCGAUCAUGCUGGCGGGCAGCAGCGAGUGCGCCAACUGCGCGACCAGUGAGGAGGAGACCACGGCCACGGCCGUGAGGAAGCUGUUCUCGGAGCGCAUCCCCGUCAUCGACUUCACGAAGUCGUAUUGGAUCGCCGACCUGAUGAUCGACCGCCAGCUUGAUGACGAGGAGAGCCGCAAGUUCAGGCGCGUCUGGUACGUCUACUCGGUCUUCUCGCUGCUGGUGACCGCUGUGGUCGCUGGCUGCUUCAUGUUCUCGAUGUACAAGCACGUCUACACAGCGGCGAAGACCUGGGAGAACGGCACCUUCAGCCUUGUCAGGGUGUGUUGCUCCUGCUUCGCGGAGCUCCUGCACCUCUGCGUCACGGUGCACGUCGGGGUCGACUUCGUCCGGCAGGAGUGGAGGUCGCUCCGGGAGGAGGCGAAGCACCAGGCCGCCAAGAAUGCAGGCCUCAAGAAGGCGAAGGCGGUGGCGGCCUUCAGCCUCCGCCGCGACGCCGCGGCAUCGUCGAGCGCGUGA